GACCUCGAGGAGGAGCUGAACAAGUUGUCGUCAACCACCGCAGCGCCUUCGAGCGAUAGUGAAGCAGGGACCGACCACGACGACGAGCUGUUCACGCAGUGGAAGCGGAUCGCGGGCCGCCAGAAGGAGCAGGCGGAUCGGUCCAUUGUGGAGAACCUCAAGCUGCGGUCGAUGCUGGAGGGACAGCUGCGGGUCGCGCGCAGUCUCGAAGCUGCGAUUCAGAGUCAGCAGGAAGAGGCCGCGCAGCUUCUGACGUGGCAUCCCAGCAACGGUGGAGUCAAGGCUAUCGAAGGAGGAAGACGACCACGCGCGACGAGUGUGUCGGACGAUUUAAUUUUCGCCCAGCUGAACGUGGGGCUGGAGGCUCAGUACGCCGAGAUUGACGCUGUCAUGGGCCAGACGGACUUGGCGAAGCUGCUCCAGAACUCGAACAGCAUCCAGACUUUUCAUAAUGCGAACGGCAUUGCGUUCCGACACGAAGAAGCUCGCUUGCUGCCGUUCUCGAUGCCCGCAGUGCACCGCGCUAUGUGGAGUUGUGUUGGCUACGGCAAGGCGAGGGAGCUGGUGGGGCGUAUCCGAACGCGCGUUGUCAACAACGACCAUCUGAACGUCCAGAUUCUAGACCACCUACAGCUACCUAAGUCUCAGGGGUUUGAGAUUUGUGCACGACUGGCAAUGCGGCGAUACUUCGAGCAAGAUCGCAUCGUAGUCGUGUGGAGGGGGUAUGCUGAGGUUGCCGGCUCCAUCUUCGUGCGCCUGCACGAGAAG
Messenger RNA from Phytophthora sojae, 768 nucleotides. RefSeq lists its product as hypothetical. NCBI's taxonomy places the organism in Eukaryota, Oomycota, Peronosporomycetes, Peronosporales, Peronosporaceae. The annotation marks the transcript as partial. The transcript has a single exon. The record is from RefSeq and is a predicted model, not a curated record.